Molecule: messenger RNA, 8527 nt
Organism: Folsomia candida
Lineage: Eukaryota; Metazoa; Arthropoda; Collembola; Entomobryomorpha; Isotomidae
Gene: Tor
Product: serine/threonine-protein kinase mTOR
Exons: 45
Coding region: 342-8114 (2590 amino acids)
Biological process (GO): protein phosphorylation; TOR signaling; negative regulation of macroautophagy
Cellular component (GO): TORC2 complex; nucleus; TORC1 complex
Molecular function (GO): protein-containing complex binding; protein serine/threonine kinase activity; protein binding
Source: RefSeq, a predicted model, not a curated record
CGCAUUUCUCCGCAUAAUAAUAAUAGACUGGUAAACAACAUCGCAAUAACCGCAAAAAACUACUAUAAUUUUUGGUUUCUGAUUUAUGUGUAUAACUUGAACGCUUAAUAAUUCAAUAAUUGCUUUCUACUCUUGACAAUCGUGGAAUUUUCAGAAUAUUUCAAGUAGUAAAAGGUUUACUCAGAGAUUAACGACGCUGAACGCACAAAUAGAAAUCUGGACAAAUUCGAAAUGUAGGCGUUAAGAAAGACGAAGCGUGUUGCCGGAUGAUGUAUUGAUACUGAACACGUAUUUGACAUCCAUUUAUCGCCGUUUUUCGUCCCCCGUAAGUAAGGAAUAAAAUGUACUCCUCGUCGUCAUCCAGGUCUAAGCAGGCGACUUACCAGAACAGAGGAUCCAUGUUUAGAACUAAUGGUUCAAACUCGGUAGCAAUCAUGAACCAGUUUGUAACGGGUUUAAAAAAUAAGAAUGAAGAGGUUCGCUGUAAAGCUGCCCGUGACUUGUAUCACUAUGUCACUACAGAACUCAGAGAAGUCCCAGUUGAAGAACUUUCAAACUUUAUGGACGAGUUUAACCACUUGAUUUUCGAUAUGGUUUCUAGUCAUGACGUAAAUGAACGAAAAGGCGCAAUUCUUGCCAUAGAGUCCUUAAUCGGCGUCGAUGUUGGGAACACUUCUACAAGAAUAUCCAGAUUUGCCAACUAUUUGAGAAAUACAUUCCCCUCGAACGAUGUUGAGGUCAUGGAAUUGGCAGCUAAAGCAGUUGGGAAACUUGCCUUGGUUUCUGGAACCUAUUCUACAGAGUACAUCGACGUGGAAGUGAAGCGGGCCUUUGAGUGGUUAUCUGCUUCGGAAAGACAUGAAGGGAAGCGACUGGCAGCAGUUUUAGUUCUUAAAGAACUCGCUGUCGCAACACCAACAUUUUUCUUUCAACAAGUUCAACAGUUUUUUGAUGUUAUAUUCAAUGCUGUCAGGGACCCCAAGCCCAAUAUCCGUGAGGGAGCAGUUAAAGCUUUGCGUCAUGCUUUGAUCGUUACAGCUCAGAGAGAGAAAACUCAAACACAGACACACUAUUACAAACAAUGCUUCGAAGAGGCAAAAGUGGGGUUUAUUGGGGAGCAGAGCGGUCAAGGAGGCAAAGAGAAGGGUAUAACAAAGGAUGACAGGUGCCACGGGAGCAUGCUCGUUUUGAAUGAACUUUUAAGGUGUUCCAAUGCUGAAUGGGAACGGCAAUUCUGGGAGUUGAGGGAGAAAUUAAGUGGAUGUCUUGCUGACUAUUCUGCUGGGAGUGGUGGUGCAGCAAGUUUGGGCCGAUCAGCGCAUCAACUUACGCAAGAUAUUUUAUCCCAAUUUUUUCCACGAUGGAAAGCUCGACGUCAUGCUGGCAAACGCGUAGGUGGAAAGUUAAUAAAUUCUUCAUCCAGUCCUGGAAUUUCCAAUUUAAGCCUUGGCCAUCCUGGGAUUCAUUUACACCACUCGUCAAUGACGGAUGAGUUCAACACUGGGAUUGGAAGUGGGGCUGGGGAUCAAACUUUAACUUUCACAGAGUCAAUGGCAUGUAAAACCAUUGUUAGUGAAAAUUUCCUGGAGAUUUGUCGUCAAGUAUUAGAACAACGAAAUUCUCGGAGCCCAUAUGUUCAACAAGCUUUAUUCAUGAUACUCCCACGUCUGGCAGCUUUUAACCAAGAGUUAUUUUGCCAAGCACCAGCGACCAAAGCUGGCAUGGCCAGUCCACUUUCAACAAGUAUGAACUAUUUACUGCAAAGUCUGAGAAACAAGGAAAGAAGCGACCCGUUUAUAACAAUUGGACUUUUAUCCAUUGCUGUUGACGGGAACAUUAAAUCAUAUUUGCCAAAAAUCAUGGAGUUUGUACGAUCUGCUCUCCCAAGCAAGAUAUUUUUAACAAAGGAGACGCCGAGAAAAAACUUGAAAUUCGACCCUUCCAUAUUCACAUGUCUAACCUUACUAUCUAUUUCUACAAAAUCUGCAAUCCGCGAAGAUAUUUUAGAAAUGUUAGAUUCCAUGCUGGCUACUGGAUUGAGCCCUGCACUUACUACAGCUCUACGAGAGAUUCAAAUUCAGAUUCCUUCCUUAAAGAAAGAGAUAAAUGACGGUCUUUUGAAAAUUUUAAGUCAAAUUCUCAUGAACCAGCCUUGGAGACAUCCCGGCAUGCCAAAGAAUUUCAUGCAAACGUUUUCUGGAUCUUCUAAUAUAGCCUCGUCGACUGCAGGUACAGUUUCCACAAAUAUUAGUGGUGUCGCGUCUGGAUCUUCCUCUGGCGAUAGCGGGGAUAACGCAAGUGUUGUUUUGGCACUCGAGACACUUGCAAAGUUUGAUGUUGAUGGAAAUUCCGUUAUUCAAUUCGUUAAACAUUGUGCAGAUGUAUUUUUAACUUCCGAUUGCAAAGAGAUUCGACUUGAAGCAGUAAGAACAUGUAGCACAUUACUUCGCAUGGCUAUUCAGGGUUUAGAAGGCAGGUAUUCUCACACUGUGACUACAACCGUUGCUGAUGUUUUAAAUAAACUACUAGUUGUCGGAAUUACGGAUUCAGAUCCAGAAGUUCGAUUUAGUGUUCUCGAAAAUCUUGACGAAAUAUUUGAUAGUUACCUAAGUCAGCCUGAAAAUUUGUCUGCAUUAUUUGUGGCAUUACACGACGAAGUUUUUGAAAUCCGAGAAAUUGCACUGUGCACUAUUGGAAGACUGAGUCUAAUCAACCCAGCCUAUGUUUUACCCGGGCUGCGGAAAGUUUUGGUCCAGAUUUUGAACGAGCUUGAAUAUUCUGGAAUGGGCAGAAACAAAGAGCAGGCUGCUAGAAUGCUGGGACAUUUAGUAUCCACAAGUCCUAAAUUGAUGAAAUCAUACAAAGAUCCCGUCUUGAAAGCUCUAAUGCGAAAACUGAAAGAUACCGACCCCAAUCCCGGAGUGGUGAUUAACAUUCUUGUGACACUCGGAGAUUUAGCACAGGUUGCCGGAAAGGAAAUGUAUAGCACUGUCCCGGAUCUUUUGACUGUGCUGUUAGACAUGCUUAAUGACUCUGGUGCUCCAACACAACGAGGUUUUGCGUUAUGGACAUUAGGACAGCUAGUUGAAAAUACCGGUUCUGUUGUUACUCCAUAUCAAAAGUUUCCAACAUUGCUAGACACACUGCUAUCAUUCCUAAAAACAGAGCAACAACAUUUCGUUCGUCGUGGAACAAUUCGAGUACUAGGAUUGUUGGGAGCCUUAGAUCCUUACAAACAUAAAAUGCACCUUGGUCAAAUUGACGUUGAAGGGAAUGCUAUAGCUCUGGUUUCAAUGACGGACCCAAAGUCUGAAAUUGAAUCAGUCCAAGAAAUGAGCACGAGUGAAAUGUUGAUUCACAUGUCCAAUGCCACUCUUGACGAAUUUUACCCAUCAAUUGCGAUUGCAACGCUGAUGAGAAUAAUCAGAGACAAUACCCUCGCUCAGCACCACACAUCAGUAGUACAAGCUGUCACAUUCGUCUUCAAGUCUUUGAACGUAAGCUGUGUUACGUACAUUCCUCAAGUUAUUCCGUGCCUUAUUCAAGUUAUCAGAACCACCGAAAUGCAAUAUAAAGACUUUCUUUUUCAACAAUUGGGCAUGUUGAUUGCAAUUGUUAAACAACAUAUUAGAAGUUACCUCGAUGACAUUUUUACUCUAAUCAAGGAGUUUUGGAUGGUCAAUCCUUCCUUACAAGUGACUAUCAUUCUCGUGGUUGAGCAAAUAGCGAUUGCACUCGGAUCAGAAUUCAAAGUUUAUUUAGCAAAAUUAAUCCCUCUAAUGUUGAAAGUUUUAGUAUAUGAUAUCAGCAAAGAUAGAGUCGUAACUGCAAAUCUUCUGAAUGCUUUACAAAAAUUUGGAACAAAUUUGGAUGAAUUUUUACACCUUCUGCUGCCUCCGAUCGUUAAACUAUUAGACAAUCCUGAAGUUCCUCUUAGUGUUAAGCGGAUUGCACUGGAAACUAUUGAACAACUAUCUUGCACUCUUAAUUUUUCAGAUUUUGCCAGCAGAAUCGUCCAUCCCCUUGUUCGUACCUUGGACGUUACACCAGAGCUUCGCGACAAUUGCAUGGAUACGUUGGCGAGUUUAGUUAUCCAGUUUGGGCCCAAGUUUCAAGUUUUCACUCCAAUGGUUCAAAGAAUAUUAAAGAAACACAACAUUAAGCACUCCCGUUACGAUACUCUCGUCCUGUAUAAAUGUAAGGAUGACUAUUUUUCGGAAGGAGAUGAUAACGAGAUCACACAGUUAUCCAGGAUCAAGCAAAGGACAUACAGUCGAUCCAGAAAUAUGAUGGGGUUGACUGCAAUGGACACUUAUUCUAUUAACAGGUUCCAUGUGUCCACAGCAAAUCUUCAAAGGGCUUGGACUGCAUCACGACGAGUUUCUAAAGAAGAUUGGUUAGAGUGGAUGAGAAGAUUGUCGAUUGAAUUUCUUAAAGAAUCCCCAUCUCCAAGUCUUCGUGCUUGUCAUAAUCUUGCGCAGACAUAUGCCCAACUACCCAGAGAUUUAUUCAACGCCGCAUUUGUUUCUUGUUGGACGGAAUUGCAAGAAGAACAGCAGAAUGAACUGAUUGCUAGCUUACGACAAGCUUUAAUGGUUGAUGAUUUGCCAGAAAUUACUCAAAUUAUUCUGAAUUUGGCAGAAUUCAUGGAACACUGUGAUAAGGGUCCAUUGCCGUUGGAGCCCGAGUUCUUGGGCGAGAGAGCAAUGUCUUGUUGCGCUUAUGCUAAGGCACUUCAUUACAAAGAAGAACAGUUUCAUAAAAGUCCAAGCUCUGAAGUUUUGGAAACGUUGAUUUCUAUUAACAAUAAACUUCAAAACAAAGAAGCAUCAGCAGGACUACUGGAAUAUGCCAUGAAAAAUUACGGAAAUCAUUUACGGGUACAGGAACAGUGGUAUGAAAAACUCCAUGACUGGGAGAAAGCUCUUGAACUAUACCGGAACAAGUUGGAGACGAAUCCAGGCGAUAUUGAUUUGUCAAUUGGGCAAAUGCGAUGUCUUGAAGCUUUAGGUGACUGGCAAGCUCUGGAGGAAGUUGCUCGAGCAAAGUGGCCAACUGUUGCCGAUAAGAGCAAAAAUAAAAUUGCGCACAUGGGUGCAGCCGCAAGUUGGGGUCUUAAUAAAUGGGACAGGAUGGAAAAAUAUGUACAGUUUAUUCCACGGGAUAGUCUCGAUGGUACCUUUUACCGUGCUUUGAUCGCCAUUCAUAAGGAACUUUAUGCUCAAGCUGAACAGCUGAUUGAUUCUGCUCGUGAUAUUUUGGAUACGGAACUAACUGCAAUGGCUAGUGAAUCAUACCAAAGAGCAUAUAAUACAAUGGUUAUCGUGCAAAUGUUAGCUGAACUGGAAGAGGUUAUUCAGUUUAAAGUUGUUCCUGAACGUAGAGAAGACAUUAAACUAAUGUGGUGGGAAAGAUUAAAGGGGUGCGUUAAUCGGAUUGAAGAUUGGCAAAAGAUUCUUCAAACCCGUUCUGUUGUGCUGAGCAAACACGACGAUAUACGGACCUACCUUAAGUUUGCAAGUUUGUGCCGCAAGAAUGGUCGUUUGAAGUUAUCUGAAAAAACCUUGGUCUCAUUGUUGGGACAAGAACCAGAUUCACGAAAAGUUCUACCUACCACUUAUCCUCAAGUUACUUAUGCAUUUACAAAGCACUUGUGGGCCAGUGGCGACAAAACCACUGCCUUCUGGCAACUACAAAAUUUUGUAAAAAAUUCGCUUCUACCCCAGCUAAGCGGAUGCAGUGUACCUUGCGACAAUGGAACCAUAGUUGAGAAUUCUCCUACCGAAUUACGGAAACUACUUGCUCGUUGCUGUUUACGACUUGGUGAAUGGCAAGAAAAUCUUGAAGGCCUUAAAGAAGGAGUAAUCAACCAAGUUCUAAAGUGCUACAACUCUGCAACAGAAUAUGAUCCAUCUUGGUACAAAGCUUGGCACGCUUACGCUUACAUGAACUUUGAAGCUGUUUUAUACAAUAAAAAUAACUCUCAAAAUCAAGCGAUGCCUGAUAAGAUAGGAUUGACUCCAUCAUAUAUCAGUCAGUACACAAUUCCUGCUGUUCAAGGAUUUGUUCGUUCAAUUGCCCUAAGUCGUUCCACGGGCUCUAGCCUCCAAGACACCUUACGUCUCUUGACACUAUGGUUUGAUUUUGGUCAUUGGCAUGAAGUACACGAUGCUCUAGCUGAAGGAAUCAGAGGGAUCCAUGUAGAUACUUGGUUGCAAGUCAUACCACAACUUAUUGCACGUAUUGAUACACCUCGACAUCUCGUUGCUAAAUUAAUCCAUCACCUACUAGCUGACAUUGGAAAAUACCAUCCACAAUCCCUCAUUUAUCCAUUGACUGUUGCAUCAAAAUCCUCAAGUCCUGCUCGAUUAGCCGCAGCUAACAAAAUUCUCAAAAACAUGUGUGAACAUUCACAUAUUCUCGUACAACAAGCCAUGAUGGUUUCAGAAGAACUUAUCAGAGUGGCGAUUUUGUGGCAUGAACUCUGGCAUGAAGGUCUUGAGGAGGCUUCAAGAUUAUACUUCGGAGAGCGAAAUGUCCAAGGAAUGUUCCAAGUUCUGGAACCACUUCACGCAAUGUUAGAACGAGGCCCACAGACAUUAAAAGAAACGAGCUUUAAUCAGGCCUAUGGUCGAGAUUUAACUGAAGCUUUAGAAUGGUGUAAACGCUACAAAAUUUCUGGGAAUUUGCGCGAUCUUAACCAAGCAUGGGACUUGUAUUACCACGUAUUCAAAAGGAUUUCACGGCAGUUACCCCAGUUAAUUAGUUUAGAACUACAAUAUGUGUCUCCCAAGUUGUUGAAAUGUAGAGAUUUAGAGCUGGCAGUUCCUGGUUCUUAUGUGCCUGGCCGCCCAGUGAUACAAAUUGCACACAUUCAAAGUCUCUUACAAGUCAUCACUAGCAAACAACGACCUAGAAAAUUGCAUGUUACUGGAUCGAAUGGAAAAGAAUUUGUGUAUUUAUUGAAGGGUCACGAAGAUUUACGUCAAGAUGAAAGAGUUAUGCAGCUAUUCGGACUCGUUAAUACGCUCCUUCUCGGUGACCCAGAAACGUUCCGUCGAAACUUGACAAUCCAACGGUAUGCUGUUAUCCCACUCUCUACAAACAGUGGGUUAAUUGGGUGGGUGCCUCACUGUGAUACGCUACACACUCUAAUUCACGAUUACCGAGAAAAAAAGAAAAUUCUACUCAACAUUGAGCACAGAAUCAUGCUAAGAAUGGCACCAGACUAUGAUCAUUUGACUUUGACGCAAAAAGUAGAAGUAUUUGAACAUGCCUUAGAACAUACCCAGGGAGACGACUUGGCGAAACUGCUAUGGCUAAAAAGUCCAUCAAGUGAAGUUUGGUUCGAUAGACGAACCAACUAUACGAGAUCCUUAGCAGUCAUGUCCAUGGUUGGUUAUGUCCUGGGAUUGGGGGACCGUCACCCCUCAAACCUCAUGUUGGAUCGCGAAAGUGGGAAAAUUGUCCACAUUGAUUUUGGAGAUUGCUUCGAAGUGGCUAUGACGAGGGAGAAAUAUCCAGAAAAGAUCCCUUUCCGACUCACCCGAAUGUUGAUUAAUGCGAUGGAGAUUACUGGAAUUGAUGGAACGUAUCGAUGCACUUGUGAAUCUGUGAUGAAGGUCUUGCGCCACAAUAAAGACUCGCUAAUGGCCGUCUUGGAAGCAUUUGUGUAUGAUCCACUCUUAAAUUGGCGUUUAAUUGACAAUGCUAAUGCAACAAAGUCAACCAAGCGAGGAAAGGCUGUCGUGCCGCAUCAGUCCAUGGCCGCUACAGCCACUACUGUACAUCCAUCCAGUGGUUCACUCCAAGAUCGUGAUGGAUCAGACACUUUGGAGAUCACCAGCAGUGAUGGACAUCCAACUGGCACUACACCGGCAGCCGUUUCUAAAAAAGUUAACCCAGAGGCUGACAAUACAGAGAAGCCACAACCUGAGGCCUUGAAUAAGAAAGCUCUGGAUGUUGUCACUAGAGUGAGGGAAAAAUUAACUGGAAAGGACUUUCAAAAUGAGGAACCAUUUGUAGUUAAGAAACAAGUUGAUUUGCUUAUCCAACAAGCAACCAGUCACGAAAACCUGUGUCAAUGUUAUAUUGGAUGGUGUCCAUUCUGGUAAACAAAAGUUAGUCAGUCAAAAGACGACCCAUGUACCUAUCAGCAACCACAUGAAAAUUUUCUGAAAUCCUUUAAGAGUGCCAAAACAAAUUUUACCUUCGCGUAGCAGAAACUAUAGCAUAUAUACUCAUAUUUUAAGCAAUAUUAUAUUAUCAUGUGUUAUCAUUUUCAUGAUUACUGCCAUUCAUCAAGUUGUUGAUUUUAUUAAUAAUAAUAUGUGUCAUUUUAGUCUUCUUUAAAUGUGUACAUACAUCCGUGUAGCUUUCACAUUACACUUAUGUACGUAACUAUCAUGAACAUUUUGCUUUUGUUGAACUGAUUAGAGCUUCAUUUAUGCUUUGACUGCCAGGACAGUUUGUGAAUAUAAAAAAGACUACAACACAACAGCAACAAUAAAAUAUUUUUUUAAAUAAA